AUUACGCGGCGAAAUGUCGCUCCAAAGCGCCACAGCCGACUGAACUACAAGCACUGACUGCAGCUAAAUGAGAUUCUAGGAUGGAAAAGUCGCUGAGGGGAAACCUGAGGAGAGGAGUGGGGGUCUGCCUUCUGCUGCUGGCUCUCGUACACGAGGCCCCGGGCCAGAGGAGGACAGGAUGCAGGAACAACUACAGGAUGCAUGAUGAUGGAGGAAACGGUCUGACAUGUUCACUGGAGGUGGCUUUCAUCCUGGACAGCUCCGAGAGUGCAAAGAUACUCCUGUUUGAGAAGCAGAAGGCCUUCGUGUUGAGCUUCAGCACCCGCCUCUCUAUGCUGCAGGUAGCCGGCCGGACGCUGAAGAUGCGACUGGCCGCCCUUCAGUACAGCAGCUCCGUGUCCGUGGAGCACCGGUUCUCGGCCUGGAAAGACCUGGAUUCAUUUCACAGUCGAGUCAGCACCAUGAGCUACAUCGGCCACGGCACCUACACCACCUACGCCAUCACCAACGCCUCGCAGCUGCUGGUGCAGGAGACGCCGGCGGACAGCGUCAGGGUUGUGGUGCUGAUGACUGACGGGGUCGACCAUCCCCGCAGCCCCGAUGUGAUCGCGGCUGCAGCGGAGGCCAAAGGUCACGGCAUAAAGUUCUUCACUGUUGGUCUGUCGGGCAUCAGUCAGCAGAGUCAGAAUAACGCCAAGCUCCGGGCCAUUGCCAGCACACCCGCUCAGCAGUUUGAGCUCCGGGCCAUCGCCAGCACACCCGCUCAGCAGUUUGUCCAAAGUCUUCUGGAUCCUCAGCUGGAGGAGAAGAUGCUCAAAGAGAUGGGUGCAGUCGCAUUGGAUGAGUGUCCACAGGCUCAAGUGUGUUUGUGUGAAAGAGGAGAGAAGGGCCCUCAUGGAAGUCCAGGUAGAAAAGGGGACGCAGGCUUCAGAGGGACAGCUGGUCUAAAGGGAGCGAGGGGGGAGUCGGGCUUGAACGGUCGACCUGGAAGUGAUGGUCCAGAGGGUCGUCCAGGUUAUAAGGGAUACAAGGGGGAGAGAGGAGACUGUGGCACUCCGGGGGAGAAGGGUGACACCGGACCUGAGGGACCGCCAGGCCAGCGAGGAACAAAAGGAGAACAGGCUGCAAUAGGACCUCCAGGAGACAUGGGACCUGAGGGCCCAGCAGGACCUAAAGGGGACAGAGGACCCAACGGUGCUUCUGGACCACCGGGGGACAUUGGUAUCAGGUUCCCAGGAGCCAAGGGUGAAAAAGGCAUCCAGGGAAGAUCCGGUCCCACAGGUCCUGUUGGUAUAGGAGAACCAGGACUACCAAGUCCCCCAGGAUCACCAGGAGUGCAAGGAGUCCCCGGACCACCUGGAGAGGGGUUUCCAGGGCCGAAGGGCGAUCGAGGGUACGAAGGUCCCAGAGGCAAUCGAGGACUUACUGGUGCUGGGGUCAAAGGUGACCAGGGAGGUCACGGGCCGCCUGGCUCUCCUGGUCCAGUCGGUGCUCCUGGUUCAGGACUUCAAGGGGAAAAGGGGGAUCAAGGCCCAGUUGGUGCUGCAGGCCCCAGAGGAGCUCAAGGUAUUGGAAUAACAGGACCAAAGGGGAUCCAGGGCCUCACAGGUGAGCCCGGACUGACCGGUGAGAGAGGUGUCGGAGAGCCAGGACCUAAAGGCGACCCGGGCUCCGAGGGGUUAACAGGUAUACCAGGUGAGCGAGGAGAGGAUGGGGCCUCGGGACAAAAGGGUGACGUUGGGUUACCGGGGCCCAGAGGACCUGACGGUGCUCCUGGUAAAGGCACACCUGGAGGAAAGGGGGACAGAGGGGACAGGGGAACCAGAGGACAACCAGGUGCAGUCGGUCCUGUGGGGCCGAUGGGGUCAAAGGGGGAACCAGGAAAUAUGGGUCCACCAGGUGCAACUGGACCACCAGCGAGGGGUGUAGCUGGUGCCAAGGGAGAACUGGGCCUACCGGGUCCAGCUGGAGCUGUAGGAGAGCCGGGGACGGGUUUAACUGGACCCAAGGGGGACAGAGGGUCUGCAGGGCCUCCUGGGACACCUGGACUUAAAGGUGAUGGUUACCCCGGCUCUACAGGACUUCCGGGGCCUCCUGGUCUGAAGGGAGAGACCGGAUCAGAUGACGUCGGUUUACCUGGAACAAAGGGAGACAGAGGCUUGCCUGGACCUCCUGGACCUGCUGGGCCAGCUGGAGUUGGCCUAAUUGGUCCAAAGGGUUCACUUGGCCAAAGGGGAGCACCUGGUGCACAAGGGUCACCUGGAGAAGGCAUUCAAGGACAAAAGGGGGAGACUGGAUUUCAGGGGAUCCUCGGCCCCAGAGGUCCUCCAGGACAAGGUCUGCAUGGGGACAAGGGGGAUCGAGGGUUCAGAGGUGAAAAAGGCAAAAGUGGAGACAAAGGACAACUAGGAGAGGCCGGAGCCAUCGGACCUUUGGGUAGACUGGGACAAAAGGGAGAGCCGGGACUUACAAGGGAAGAAAUCAUCACAAUAGUGAGAUCCAUAUGCAGUUGUGGAGUGACCUGCCGCCAAACCCCCUUGGAGUUGGUUUUUGUGAUCGACAGCUCCGAGAGCGUCGGCCCGGACAACUUCAACAGGAUCAAAGACUUUGUAAACGCCCUGAUCGACCGAGCCUCGGUCAGCCGGGACACCACGCGGGUGGGUGUUGUGCUUUACAGCCACAUCAACAUGGUGGUGGUCAGCCUCAGACAGGAAGCCACCCGCGACGAGAUCAAGUCUGCGGUGCGCUCCAUGACCUACCUGGGCGAGGGCACGUUCACGGGCAGCGCCAUCCAACAGGCCAACCAGGUGUUCAAGGGGGCGCGGGCAGGUGUGAGGAAGGUGGCCGUCGUCUUCACGGACGGGCAGGCCGAUAAAAGAGACGCGGUCAGUCUGGAGAGCGCGAUGUCAGAAGCUCGGGGAAGUGACAUCGAGACGUUUGUGAUCGGCGUGGUGAACGAGAGCGAUCCUCUGUAUGAGGAGUUCAAGAAGGAGCUCAGUCUCAUGGCGUCUGACCCCGACAGCGACCACGUGUUCCAGAUCGAGGAAUUCAAAGCACUUCCCGCUCUGGAGGGGAAACUGCUAAGUCGUAUCUGCGAGGACGGAGCGAGACGUUUGUUCAGCUCCGUCCCGAGCUCCAGACUGUCUCCAGGAACCCCAGAGGUCUCCGGUAACGUUCGAAAGCUUCCGUACAGGACCGAUACCGACACCCCCACCUUCACAGGGGACUUCAGGAGGGUUCAGAUGUUGCCCGGCCCUCCAGCGUCGCAACCCGCCAGAGAACCCAUCACUCCACCGAGACCCGAGACUGACGACAGAAUCGACUCAGAGACUCCCAGAUUCCCAUACUUCGACAGGGAGCCCUUCAGACCGGUCACAGAGCUCCUCCCACGGUUUGACACGAAGGACAACAACCACCACGUGGUGAUGACGGGAACAGUCGGGCCCGCGAGUCCCACUCCGAGGGCCCCGUCUGAGGAGAAGACACAGCCGCCGACGCCUCCUCCACUGCUGCCUUCUGACACCUACGCAGCGGAGCGCUGCAUCCAGGUGCUGGAUCUAGGACCGUGCCGGGACUACGUGGUGAAGUGGUACUACGACGCCACAGCGAAUUCCUGCGCUCAGUUCUGGUUCGGAGGCUGUCAGGGAAACAACAACCAGUUUGAGACCGAGAGGAGCUGCAGAGAAACAUGCGCGAAGGUCUAACACGCACAUGGACCCUUCAGUCACGAACAAAACAUUCUGCUGCGACUUUGCCAUGAUGUUCACCUCAACAUCAGCGCAUUGGUGCUUCGACACGGAUAGGGAAAAUAAACAGCUAAUGUUAUAUAACGGGCAUCAUUGCACCAAAAUUGUUCAGUGGGCCAAGUACUAUUAAUAUGUUUUAUUCCUGUUGGCCAGAGGGAUUUGUGUAUUAAUAUUGUGAACCAAACUAAGCUAAAGCAGAGAAAAUGAUGCCUGUGAUGUUACUCACACACUGUGGAAAAGUUCCUUUAAGAAAUAAAACGAACUUUGUAACCACUAACCUUUAAGAAAAAGUAACCCUUUUGUAUGAUGCAAUGAUGUAUUUUUUUUACUUAAUGUCUUAAGUUUUUUUUAUGUUUUGUAAUACUGUGAAAUGUCAUUAAAGGAA
Anarrhichthys ocellatus (wolf-eel) is the source of this 4131-nucleotide messenger RNA. It is a transcript of the gene col28a1b, whose product is annotated as collagen, type XXVIII, alpha 1b. Gene Ontology annotation, molecular function: serine-type endopeptidase inhibitor activity. The transcript has 35 exons. Bases 81 to 3704 code for a protein of 1207 amino acids. NCBI's taxonomy places the organism in Eukaryota, Metazoa, Chordata, Actinopteri, Perciformes, Anarhichadidae. The record is from RefSeq and is a predicted model, not a curated record.